Hippoglossus stenolepis (Pacific halibut) is the source of this 2387-nucleotide messenger RNA. RefSeq names its product heme-binding protein 1. The record is from RefSeq and is a predicted model, not a curated record. The transcript has 4 exons. Lineage: Eukaryota; Metazoa; Chordata; Actinopteri; Pleuronectiformes; Pleuronectidae. Bases 280 to 855 code for a protein of 191 amino acids.
CAGAGUGGAGGCUGAUUUCUUCUUUCCUUUCCGAAGGGGCGAGGAUUCAGCAUCUCUAAUUUCCCAGGAGAGAGAGAGAGAGAAACACGUAUCGGUGGAGGAAAGCGCGCACUCUUCCGCUCUGGAGCAUUUGGAUACCGCUGCUCGUCGUGCAUCGAGGUCCCUUCAGGAGUUGGACCAGCAACCGAAGGGAGAGGUCCAAAGCGCAACAAAAAAAAAAAGGCACAAGGACGCACGGGAGGACAGAGGAGAGAGGAGAGGUGACCCGGCCGAGGCGACAUGUUUGGCAUGAUCAAGAACUCGCUCUUCGGAAACACCGAGGAGACGGAAUACAAGCUGCUCAGCACCGAGACCAAGGACGGAGUGAGCUUUGAGGUGCGGCGAUAUGAUGCCGCCAAAUACGCCGUUGUCUCCUCCGAGGGACGAAGCUUCGACCAAGCAACGGGGGAGCUGGUGAGGAAGCUGCUCAUGUACAUCGGUGGGAGCAACGAACAAGGUGAGGCCAUGGGCACAGCCGCUCCCCUCAUCAUCACGGUGUACCCGCGGAACGACGGCGUUCUGUCUCGCCGGUUGGUGGUCGGCAUCCGUGUCCCCACCACGUACCAGCAGAGCCCCCCGACUCCCAGUGACAGUGCCAUCAGGAUCGAGGAGCGGCCCGGCAUGACGGUCUACACUCUUCAGUUCGGAGGCUUCGCCGCGGAGAGCGAGUACCGAGCGGAGGCCUUGCGUCUGACGCGCACCCUGGGUGAGACCGCCCCCUUCCAGCGCAAGCAGUACUUCUGCUGUAGCUUCGACCCGCCGCUCAAGCCUUACGGACGCCGCAAUGAGGUGUGGUUUCUACAGGAGGAGCCGUAGGAGGCGCUGGAUCGCAGUCGAGUCCUCAUUCCCAACCGUCACCUCCCUUUUACUCCUGUAGCUCUAACAGUAUUUGAUUGGUCAGAGCAAUAUGGCGACUUUGUUGACCUCUGCACACACGUGGACACACAGAUUACCCAUGUUGCCUUUACCCACAUUAAUCUUCUUGCUUGUCACAUAUACUUAAUAGCUGCCUCACUGAGGUUAAGUGUUGAAGCAACGGGAGGAUUUAGAACAUCAGCGCAGCAUCCUCUCAUUUCAUUUUCGCUUUUUCUCUAUUUUAUUUUGUAACUUAAACUCGGAAACACAACAUGUGAUAACAGUGACUAAAGGCUUCUAGACAAGCGUAGAGUUCAGAAGUGAUGGAACUUAUUGGAAUCACAUGUAUUUCAUGCAGAAAACUCUCUGAAAACAGGAUUUUGAGUUUAGUUCUCUGAGCCGAGAGAAAAUAGAUCUUACAGACUUUAGUGAAACUGGUAUGUUCCUGCCACAGGCUCACAGGUGUGGAUCAGGAAGUAGCUCAGUGAAUAAUUAGUAUUUAAAAACAACUGAAGAGAUUUGAGAAUGAAAUGUUCGUCCCGACGAGUACAUAAAGUCCCUGUAGACCCCCCCCCCCUGAACAACUUCAGUGAUACUAUAAAUAUGGAUCUAUGAGACCAGCAGUAAUGGUGCCAACCUUCUGCCCAGAGUCAAUGUGUGAAGGUGGCUCUUCCUCUUGCCUGAAUCACCACAUUCUGAGGGACGAGCGACGGGAACAUUGUUUGGUCUCAUGGACCCAAAAUUAAAUCCGUAACCUGUAAUCUAUUCCCCCUCAAUCAGAUUAUUAUAUCAUCCUUGCCUUAUCUAAACAAAUAAGUUAACAUCCCCCUCAAAAGAUUACACUUUAAUUACAAACAUCAUCAUUUAUUCACUAGAUUUAAUUAUGUGCAAAACAAAUCCAAGACUCCCACUCACUGUGCCUGAAUGCACGAGGAAAGGUCACCACCCUCCCACUCACUGAGAACAGCCAGCUCCCUGUGGACGGCACAAAUACAUUUCAGAUUUCCUUCCACUUUACCUGACAUUGAAAAAGAACGGUGACGGGCAUGUUCAAGCCUCCCAACGUCAGUCACUAUGACUGACAGAGGGGGACAUGGGUCACGUAGUCUCUGCACAUCUGUAAUGUAGUUUACAGUCAGAAGUAACAUCAGAUCCAUGGUAGUAAAAAGCACACGUCCUUUUCCUGAGUGAGGAACUGGAAGAAACAGGAACUGAGCCAUGACGUAGAACUAGUCUUUAUGAAUUGUUGUGUGGAAAGAUGCGAGGGGAAAUUAACUAGUUAGCCGAUAGUGUCGUUACAGACUUUGUGGUUAUGUGUUGGUCGAGAAAGAAUUUGUGUGUAGUGACUAUUUUGUGUAACACCUUUAUUUAUUCAGACUCUUGAGACUGUGUUACGUGAUACAUCUGUACAUUGUGAUUUUAAUGUGAUAAGAGUGAAUAUAAUGUUCAGGUUUGGUAGUUUCAUAACAUAAUAAAGAUGUUAUUCAGUUAGA